Messenger RNA from Exophiala oligosperma, 672 nucleotides. RefSeq lists its product as uncharacterized. The coding region runs from base 1 to 672 and encodes 223 amino acids. The transcript is spliced from 2 exons. NCBI's taxonomy places the organism in Eukaryota, Fungi, Ascomycota, Eurotiomycetes, Chaetothyriales, Herpotrichiellaceae. The record is from RefSeq and is a predicted model, not a curated record.
AUGAAAAAGGCCGCGACAGAAAGCGUAAAAGCAAGCGAGCCAGCACAAAUUGAAGAUAGUAACGCAGUAGAAGAGAAGUUCUGUGCUUUGAUAGCCUUCUCGUUCGCCGAGAGGGAGCUGUUCUCUGGCAUUUUGGUUGAGAGACGUGGAAAUGCAAGAUUUAGGCGGUGGAAGCCCAGCUGUAUCCAUCACAUCAGACAACACCUCCAUAAUAUGGCAAACGUUACUGCCUAUCGGCUUCACCACACAGUAGUCGGCCUCAGCUACCAAUUAGUAAACCAGGCUGAUGAAAAGCAAGCACUUCUAGAUAGGACUCACGCACUGCAAAUUCAGAAUUCGGUGAUCCAGAAAGAGAAGGAAUGUUUAGCCAGACAAACCCAGGACAAUCUACGGGAGACGCACCGACGCGUAAAACAAGUGGAUGAACAAAUCAAGGAUAUGAAGAGGGCUCUCAACAAUAUAGCGACCUUGGCGUCCAGCUUCAAAAGCGAGGCCAGCGCAAACAGCAAAGAAUUCGACUUCGCUGAACAUAUCCUCAAUCAAACCCAAAAAUAUAUCAGGAACAAGCCGGCAGUGUCUACAGUGAGGCUUGCGCCAGAACCGUCUUCGGAAAGUGCUACAAUGGAGGAGGGCUGGACGAUGUCUUCCGAUGAGCGAUUGAACGAUGAGUAG